UUUUUUAUGAUUGGCAACGCUACCACUAAAUCAGCUGGCCGGCAUUUUAGCACAGUCAGCUGCUUUCGCCUUUUGCCGCCGCUCGAACUCAGCACAGCACAAGCGGUGAACGUGACUAGCAAGAGAAAAACCAUCCGAUUGACGAGUGUUUAGCGCAACCUUCCAGUUCCAGUGCGCUCACUCCAUUGUGUUAUUCCAAUUUGAAUCAGUGACGCUUCGUUUGCCGUUCGCUGCAGUUCUCGCUCUCUCCGCCUGCUGACUGCCUUUCGCCUUUGUGUUCAUCAAGAAGCUCUCCAACGACAUGAGUCGACUCGAUAAAUUACUGCCUUGCUCGGUCAGGUUGUCCAAGAUUCUCGCCCAAUCUGGUGCUCAUGAUGUGCUCUGCGUUAUUGAUCGAUGUGUGCCACCAGAGCUGGCCGAUACCUUUGAGGAGCAUCGCAGCUUCGACAAGCAAUUCGAUAAAGUCAUCUCUUGCUUCAAGUCGCCACACCUCAAUCUGCCAGUGAUCUAUGCUCCCGUGUCGGAAUUAACCGACUACGCUGAUGUGCGUUGCUAUCAGAAGGCAGCAAAGCAAUCGCUGGAACGCGCGAUUAAGUCCGGUUUUAAAUCUCCCAUGCUGCUGGUGCCACAAAGCAAGCGUUUCAGCCAUGCCGAGCUCUGCACCGUGCUGGGCGCACUCGAGGAACUCUAUGUGCCCAUUCAAUUGCGCGAAGAUGUGCCCAACAAGAAGCAACGUAUCUCUUCGCUUUCAUUGAUGAUCGAUAGCCCCAAUGCCGAGGACAUCGUGAAGGAAGCUUUGGUAUUGGAGUCGGGUCGCUUUAUUGCACGCGACAUUGGCGUCGGAGAUCCCGAGCGCAUGGCGCCUCCCCGAGUGGAAGCUUAUGUGAAGCCUCUGUUCGAUAAGCUGAAGAUCAAGGUGAUCGACGAUGUGAACGAGAUCAAUCGCGAGUAUCCGCUCUUUGGCGCGGUCAAUCGUGCGGCCAACAAGGUGGAGCGUCAUCAGGGUCGCAUCAUCUAUCUAGAGUACACGCCACCCAAUCCGGCGCGCAAAACCCUCAUGCUGGUGGGCAAGGGUGUCACCUAUGACACUGGUGGCGCCGACAUCAAGGCCGGCGGUGUUAUGGCUGGCAUGUCGCGCGACAAAUGCGGUGCCGCUGCCGUCGCUGGCUUCAUGCAGGUGGUUGCUGAGCAGCAGCCCAAGGAUAUUCGCGUUAUUGGCGCCCUGUGCCUGGUGCGCAACUCUGUCGGCGAGGAGUGCUAUGUGGCGGAUGAGAUCAUCACCUCACGCGCUGGCGUGCGUGUGCGUGUUGGCAACACUGAUGCCGAGGGACGCAUGUGCAUGGCGGAUGCGCUGUGCCGCAUGAAGGAGCUGGUGGUGGAGGAGGACAUUCAGAAUCCGCACAUCUUCAGCAUUGCCACGCUGACGGGACACGCCUUCAUCUCGGCCGGCCAAGGACAAUCGAUCAUUGUGGACAACAGCGUGGCCGCCCAGGCGGAUCAUGCCCGCAAAUUGCAGGCAGCUGGUCAAGUCUACGGCGAACCUUUCGAGGUCUCAGUGUUGCGUCAAUGCGACUUCGACUUCAAUGCUGGCAAAGCGCUGGGCGAAGACGUUGUGCAGUGCAACAAUUUGCCAUCGGGUCGCACUCAGCGUGGUCAUCAAGUGCCUGCGGCAUUUAUGAUCCAGGCCACGGGUCUGGAUAAGCACGGUUUGGACUCGCGCAAGCCCAUCAGAUAUACGCAUCUGGAUAUCGCUGGCAGUGCUGGCGAGAUGCCCGAUAUGCCCACAGCAGCGCCCAUUGUUGCCUUGGUCAAGACCCAUUUGAUCGAUUAGAUCCAGUUAUAGAAUCCCGUCCACGGGUCGUACUUAUUCAACUUUAUCACAAAUUAUCCAAUGUAUGCAUCACGUUCUUAAUAUCACUGUGAAUAAACUAACGUCUCUUGUAUUGAAA
Molecule: messenger RNA, 1949 nt
Organism: Drosophila nasuta
Lineage: Eukaryota; Metazoa; Arthropoda; Insecta; Diptera; Drosophilidae
Gene: Dip-B
Product: Dipeptidase B
Exons: 5
Coding region: 302-1831 (509 amino acids)
Biological process (GO): proteolysis
Cellular component (GO): cytoplasm
Molecular function (GO): manganese ion binding; metalloaminopeptidase activity
Source: RefSeq, a predicted model, not a curated record